Aaosphaeria arxii CBS 175.79 is the source of this 2267-nucleotide messenger RNA. RefSeq lists its product as uncharacterized. Bases 107 to 2155 code for a protein of 682 amino acids. The record is from RefSeq and is a predicted model, not a curated record. Gene Ontology annotation, molecular function: protein binding. The transcript has a single exon. NCBI's taxonomy places the organism in Eukaryota, Fungi, Ascomycota, Dothideomycetes, Pleosporales.
UUCCUGUGAAUUUCACGCCAUCAGGAAACUUUCUAUCUCCCCAAUUGUGCGACCGAUUCGACGAAACAUUCGAUAUAGCAAGUAGUGGGACUAUGUCUCGAUAGAAAUGCAAGCGCUUUGGUCCCAGGCAACGCGCAACCUGGGAACCUGUCGAGGCACCUCAUGCGUCCCCCGAGCGACGGCAAUCGCGCAGCGCGCAACAGCAAAUUCCCUCCAACGACCGCGGCUAAUCGAGAUACCUACCUCUACGUUCAUAUACACAGCGAUAUUUGCUGCAGGAAUUGCAAUUGAUGGCCGCGCAAAACAGGCAAGGAAUCGGCAAUGGGACAAUGCAUUCGCCAAUUUACAAUCGGAGACGGAAGAAUCUUCCUUACCUGGAUUGGGGCCUGAAGAGAACGAGAUCGAGAUCAACUUGAAUCCAACUGGACACAUGCGGUUGGAAGAAAUCCUUCGAGAUGGUGUAGAUCUUUCAAUGGUUACACAGACAAUUGGUGUCAACAUCACACAGGAUUCAUCUGCUCAUGAGCAUUCGAAAGAUGCGGAACCCUCACAAGCUCCUAUCGACCUAUGGGAAAUCUUACGCUUCGACUCCAGGUGGCCAGGCGCGCCAUUACUAGAAUGGCCGGUCAAUACUGGCCUUAAAGCCGUCCGCCACCAUCUCCCUCCCCAAUCUUUGUGGGCAUACGACCACAUGCGCCGGACCGCAUUACGAAGAAGACAAACCAGCAAAAAGUUGGCAAUUCAAGAAGUUUCCGUUGGCCUAUUGAUUCGCUCCCUCAUUUCGAAAACGCGAGCCCACGAAGUUGACGAUAAUAUCAUCAUGGACAACGCACCUUCGUUAAUGGAGGUACUGAGGACUGGACAGGAUACCCACCAAGAUUACAUGCAUACAAUAGAGGGAUUGGAGAAGGCACUUGCUGAAUUGCAAGUCACCUCGGCUGAAAGAAUUGCAACGAGUGAAGAGAUGCGCACCAAGCACCACCUGGCCUUUUCCGGACUUCCUCAAUACCAAGAAGAUAGUGACGGCGAUUUUCACUCCAUCCGUAAAAACAUGAACGCAUCAUUAAAGCAAAUAUUCCAACAAAAGGAUCAGGUACAAGACCCAAAGGCUCUUGCCGUGGCUACACUCAAGAUAUCGCACAAUCUGCUUAUAUCUUCAGCAGCACCUGAUGUGCAAACAUUCAACCUACUAGUAUCUGGUUUUUCACGAUGGAAAGCACCAAAACUGGUUGAUAGGGUGCUCGAGGCUUUGGAGACCUGCAAGAUUCGCCAUAAUGAAGUUACUUGCGCCAAUGUUCUCCAUCAUUAUGCCAAAUACGGCGAGGCUGACAAGUUUUCAUAUUUUGUGUCAAAAAUGCGCGGGUUUGGGGAUGCCUUAACUCUUGCCAGACCAGAUAUUAAUAUCAAUGAGGCCGGUCAGCAACGCUUAGUGCGCCAAGGGUCCAAGGUGUUCCAAAAGAUUCACCCGUCGCCUUUGGUCUUCCAUUCUCUGAUGUUUGGUGCCCUCAGAUUUGCAGGGUUUGAGCGCUCCAUGGAUAUCUACUAUGAAAUGAAGGAAGACGGUUGGGGCCUCGAUGUUUUGGGACUCACACACUUCCUCGUCGAUUGUAUUAAGAGGAAAGACUUCAAUGGCGGCCUAUACAUCUGGAACGAGAUCAGUUAUAUCAAAGAUGGUGCUAAGAAAUCUCACGUGGCGAAGGCAUACGCAAACAUGCUGAGUUUAUGCUCUGUAGCAGGCCAAACCGCUGCGUUCAACUCACUUCUCAAAGAACUCGUUCACUAUGGCUUUGACCGGAAACAAAUCGUCUCGAAUGCUUUAGACAUGGCCAAAAGGGUUUCCGGUACCAAUGAAGUGCACGUACCAGCAUUCACAGCCGAUAAUAUUCUUAUUGCUAUGACGGAUUUCAUGUUGGACCGCCCGCCUCCGCUGGACACACCUGAUGCGUCACCGGAUAAGCCUGAAGCGUCUUCCAAGUCUGGUGACGCAGAACUGGAAAGCGCGCUUGAGCUGGAGGCGAGUUUGGAGACGAGUGAACCUUUGCCUGAAAGCAGCGAGGAGACGCAAGACCCCGAAGAACUAUGGCAAGCCUGGCUUAAGCAUGAGCUUGGUAUGAGACGGAGGGUUAGCGAUGCGGAAAGCAAAGAGCCAGAAUAAGACCAGAAGCCCUCGUACUUUCGGAAUCGUUAGAUGACAAGAUCUAUAUAAGGGAUCUUUCCACAUUAUUAUCACCAACCCAUACGAGGUUCUGACCCUCGACGACCGAAAU